AUGAAAAUAUUAUAUUUAAUUUUUACAAUUUUAAUUUUAAUUAAUUUUACAUUUGCAAAUGAUGGAUUUGUUUUAGUUACACCAAUGGGAACAGGAGAAGAAUGUUCAUCAACUCCAUAUGGUGAAGGAUACUAUUUACCAACUGGAACAGAGAUUACAAUCGAUUAUGAAUGCUAUCAAUUUGAUUUUGUAAACUCAUCAACUCAUUUACAAGUUCAAUAUUUAGGUAAAAACUGCACAGCUGAACAUCCAUCAGUCACUAUUUUCCCAAUGAACGAAUGUGUUGAUUUCAAAAUUAAAGAAGACGACCUUUCAUUUAUGUCAAUAAUUACAGCCAAUGAUGUUAUUCCAGAACAAUCAAUUUCAUACGUUUAUUAUUACUAUUCAAACUUUUGUAGUGGUCCAACUUACCAAUUAUUCUUUACAAAUGGUUACUCAAAUGAAUAUUCAAAAUAUCAAUGUGUAAAUGGUAAACCACAAGUUUUUGUUUGUACUGAUUCCGGUUCUUGUACUCCAAUCGAUGCAAGUGGUUGUACAAAUAAAAAUGUACCAAUUCCAUAUAGAGUAGAAUGUUAA
Messenger RNA from Dictyostelium discoideum AX4, 576 nucleotides. RefSeq lists its product as hypothetical. The record is from RefSeq and is a predicted model, not a curated record. The transcript has a single exon. The coding region runs from base 1 to 576 and encodes 191 amino acids. NCBI's taxonomy places the organism in Eukaryota, Evosea, Eumycetozoa, Dictyosteliales, Dictyosteliaceae.